GACCGUGAUUUGCUGAUGCGUGAUUGGAUGGUUGGGAAAAGCACGUUGCAGGCAGAAAUCACACAAAAGACUGCUUUUUGGAAGAUCAUUCCUCACAAGCUUGCGGGGCUACUGUGUCCAGAUGUUGCCAAAGCAGCUGCCGUCGCAGAGUCCUGCAUCGCGCAAUUUGACAGCAGCCCACUGGAGUGGCAACACAGAUUGAGCAAAUUGUUUUUGCUGCCACGUCUCCGCGCUGGCGUAGAGGCUUUGCGAAGUGGUGGGGUUUUGUUUGACCAGGCUCUUGAGUUCAAAUUGUCAGUUCUCCGCUUUGCUGGAAUCAGUGUUGUGGAGCGUUCUGUUGAAUCGAAGCAUGCACAGGCUCAAAGGUUUGUCACCAGGGCCCGCAGAUUUUCGGGGGCUUCUGUAUCAUUGAAUUUACGCCUGCCAGAGAUCACCAGAAGGUUGCAAAGAGACAGUGCUAUGUUUAGUGAUCUCACAAAGCUCCUCAGGUUCCACGAGUUCCAUUCAAUGCGAGAUUUGCACUCAUUGUUGCACUUGCUUGGAUUGAGCGGGCACCCGGCCGUCAAAGAUAUUCCUGGACAGGUCCAUCAAAAAACCGCUGUUCUGGUCACAUACCACUUAGAUGCCCAAUCGCAGUUGCGCUUGCCAGAGGUGUGCGCUCAAGUUAUCCGGCUUGAUGCGGCUGAGCGAAAGAAGAGGCUACAAGAAGCCAAAGCAACUGCUUCAAAACUAGGUCACGCAGCCCUUCCAGCUGCAAGCGCGGAGGAUGUUUUGAGAGCUCUCACGCUUAGAGCUCAUGGACAAGCCAUGCCCACAAUUAUGGGGUUGAAGGACAGUACAUUUUUCUCUUUGCCAGGGAAGCCAUUAGACAACACUGAGGCAUUGGGGCCUCUGUCACAUUUCCAGGGCACUUUGAAAGUUCCUGUGCAGACUAGCGCUCCUGCUUUGCUUGGGCCUGCUCCUGCCUUGGGGCGCGCAGCGUUGGAAGAUGGACCAGAUUCAGAUGUGGACCUUGGGAUUGGUGACGCAGAAGGUGGAGAAGAGGUUGACGCUGCCAGAGCAGACCCAGUUAUUGUCCAAGUCUAUUGGCAGAUCGAGCGCACCGAGCGGUGGAACAGUAAGCGGGAAGUUUUGCUGUCUUUGGAUCCAGUGAACACUGGUGGGCCUGACCUACAGAGCUUUUGCUUCGACGUUGGAAAGACAGACGACGAUGUUGUGCUUGCAGAUUGGUGCUGUUGGGAUGUGUGCGCGCAUCACGAGUUUGUUUUGCUUGAUUUUCUGGACCUUCAACGCUUGCCAGGGCAAGACUUAUGUGAGCUUGCCCCGCUUGAUUCGCUUCAUGAGUCAAUGGAGGUUAUUGAGAGGAUGGUGAACGCACAGGCUUUUGCAAACACUGAUAAUUUCUAUGCAAUCGGCUCCAGAGGUUCAUCUUCUUUGGAUGAUGCGCAGAGAGCGUAUUUGGACAAUUUGAAAGACAGGGGCUUUGUGACAACAAUGGAAAAUGAGGAUGAUGAGCCCUUGUUGUGGCAGUUCACUGAAGCUGGCGGCAAGUUCUUUGACACGAAAGGUUUGCCAAGAUUUCCACCAGUGCGUGAUCAGCUGCCUGACAAUGUCAUCAUGGAUUUGGAUUUGGAGUUGGAGGAAGCAGAUCGCAAGAUCCCUCCUCGACCCAAGCGUGCCCGGAGAGCGCAGCCAGAUGGCGCACCGGUGCCGCCAAGCUCACUUCAAGCAAUUCUGGCUCCGCCUUCAGCUUUGGCCAUGUCUCCAAGUCAGCCAGAAGCAGCAACAGUGGAGGAAGCUGCUCCAGCAGAUAGCCAAACUUUCAUUGAGCCAGUCUCAGAAGACGUGAUUCAUUUGGAGAUGCUCCUUGAUGAUGGGUUUGAUGCGCCCUUGCUUGGGGGGGCCGCAGAUGUUCCAGAAGAGGCCAACAGCCAACCAAGGGAAGGGCUCAGCAGUCAGGAUUUGCCAGUGCCAGUGGGCGAGCUGGGUGAGACUGUUGAGGAAAACUCAAUUGCUGCUGCAAGUUCUCAGCGCCCCGAGCACCGCCACCCUCGGGCUGCAGCUUCUGAUGUCAUUGGAUUUUGGUAUGACGACCCAACCACCCAGCUGUCGCACAAAUUCACUUUUAAGUCUGCCACUACUUCUUGGCAAGUCUGA
Messenger RNA from Durusdinium trenchii, 2157 nucleotides. The record is from the annotation of a GenBank genome assembly. NCBI's taxonomy places the organism in Eukaryota, Dinophyceae, Suessiales, Symbiodiniaceae.